Malassezia japonica is the source of this 1911-nucleotide messenger RNA. It is a transcript of the gene KEL3, whose product is annotated as Kelch repeat-containing protein 3. NCBI's taxonomy places the organism in Eukaryota, Fungi, Basidiomycota, Malasseziomycetes, Malasseziales, Malasseziaceae. Gene Ontology annotation, molecular function: protein binding. The coding region runs from base 1 to 1911 and encodes 636 amino acids. The transcript has 4 exons. The record is from RefSeq and is a predicted model, not a curated record.
AUGGGCAAGGCAGCCAAGGGUGCAGGCAAGGCCGCGGCGAAGGCCGCCAAGAAGGCGAAGCAGGAGAAGCUCGCGGAGCGGCGGGCGACGAAGCAGGCCAAGGGCAAAGGAAAGGGCAAGGGCGAUAUCGACCAGAUGGACGAGGACGACCUCGAUGCGCUUCUGGAACAGUACCGCACGCAGUGGGAACAGCAGCACGCUGCGGCCGAGGAAAAGGUCGGCGUCGAGCCGACACGCCGCGCCAAUGCUACCCUCACGCCAUGCCCGCUUGGCAACGAUUUGUGGCUGUACGGCGGCGAGUACUUUGACGGCGACUCGUGCGUGUUCUACCAGGACCUAUUUCGCUACAUUCCGGAAAAAAACGAGUGGCGCUCGUAUGCAUGCCAUACGCAGCCUGGACCGCGCAGCGCGCAUCAAAUGGUCGGGUCGCCGGCCAGCGGCGGCCAGCUGUGGUGCUUUGGCGGGGAGUUUGCCGGGACAAAGCAGACCUCGUUCCACCACUACCGCGACCUGUGGGUGUACUCGAUUGCGGAGCGUGCAUGGGAAAAGGUCGAGACCAAGGUACGGCCGUGCGGGCGCAGCGGUCACCGCAUGGCGAUGUGGAAGCAUUUUAUCGUGCUCUUUGGCGGCUUUGUCGACACGGGCAUCCGCACGUCGUACCUGCAGGAUUUGUGGGUCUUUGAUACGCUCGAGUACAAGUGGCACGAAAUCAAGCAAAACGACCUGCGCCGGCCCGGCGCGCGCAGCGGAUUCUCGUUCCUGCCGACGCCGGAAGGCCUGGUUCUGUAUGGCGGCUACUGCAAGAAAUACGUCAAGGGGCAACGCACGCAGGGUGUGGCGCUCGAGGAUACGUGGAUGCUGCACAUGGACGAGGACCUGACCAAGAUCCAGUGGUCCAAGCGCCGCAAGAUUGGGUACGCCCCCAACCCCCCCCGCUCGGGCUGCACCAUGGCCUUGUGGGCGAACCGGAGCACUGGCGUGCUCUUUGGCGGCGUCACGGACACGGAGCAGGACGAAGAGUCGAUGGACUCGGUUUUUCACAACGCCUUGUACGGCUACCAGCUCGCUGGCAAUGGCCGCUGGAUCAGUCUUAAUCUGCGCAAGCAAAAGAAGAAGAGAAACGACGCGAUGGACGUCGACGAAGACGACGACCCUAGGUCGAUGCUGCCGCUCGAGCGGUACAAUGCGAUGCUGGCCGUGCAGCGCAACACCUUGUAUAUCUAUGGCGGGAUCUUUGAGAGCGGCGACCGCGAGUACACCCUGGACGACUUUUAUACCAUCGACCUCUCGAAAAUGAACCAGGUCGUUUGCCUCAAAGAGUGCCCGAUCGACAAGCUCGAGUGGAAAGAGUCGGACGACGAAGACGACUCCGACUCCGACUCCGACUCCAGCUCCGACGACGACGACGACGACGACGACGAGCCCGAGCCCGAGCCCGAGGAGCAGGAGGGCGUCGAAGAGACCGUCGAGUCGGACGACAACGAACUCAUGGAGGUCGCCGAUCUCGAGCUCGAGGACAUUUCGCCCGAAGAGGCGCAGGCAAUCGUCGAGCGCCAGGCGGCGCUCCGCCGCGAAGCGACCGCUUUUAUGGGCGUCGCCAAGGACGCAAACCGCACGGAAGAAGACGUCCUUUCAACGCCGCAGCCCGGCGAAGUCCUACAGACGUUCUACCUGCGCACCAAGCACUACUGGGCCUCGCUUGCCCACACCCAGAGCGAGGGCACGUCGCGGGGCAAGCAGCUUCGCCGCGACGGUUUCGACCUCGCCGAAAAACGCUUUAUGGAAUACAAGCCGAUCCUCGACGAAAUCGAGCGCAUCCGCACCGAGGCGGAAGGCGACAUUGACGAGGCAGAGGGUGGCAUGCCGCGGCGGCCUACUGGGCCCGGCGCCGAGAGCCGCAAUCGGCGGUAG